Molecule: messenger RNA, 3451 nt
Organism: Brienomyrus brachyistius
Lineage: Eukaryota; Metazoa; Chordata; Actinopteri; Osteoglossiformes; Mormyridae
Product: probable carboxypeptidase X1
Exons: 13
Coding region: 79-2355 (758 amino acids)
Biological process (GO): proteolysis
Molecular function (GO): metallocarboxypeptidase activity; zinc ion binding
Source: RefSeq, a predicted model, not a curated record
AUCCAAUGGGUUUUAUCAAGGUUUGGGAAACUUUUUUCUUCUUUUUACCGACUGAUUCUAAAAACUGACGGAGAAGACAUGGCACGCGUGAGGGUGUACGUUAGCUUUAUUAUAAUCUUUAUUGCAGUCACAACAAGCAGCGCCGCACUUUCUGACAAUGAAACAGUGACAUUCAGAGCUACAAUUCUUAAUCAUGACCCAAGUAAUAAUAAGACCCCCGACGCAAAUGCAUCUUACGAUAAAAGUAACGCGAGCCACUUCGCGUUUACUCCGAACUUCACCACUGCAAAGCCCAAGGUGGGAACUACAACAGCGCCGAAUACUGUCCCGGUUUUCAGAUUUCAGAGCGAAGACUUGGAAGAAAGUAUCGAUAAGAAAGUGGAAAAAACAGUGUGGAGCAAAGAAGAGGAGGAUCAACCAGAAGAACUAGAAUGCCCUCCCCUGGGUCUGGAGUCUCUGCGGGUCAAAGACACUCAGCUGCAGGCUUCUUCUAUCAAGCACUACGGACUUGGACCUCACCGAGGUCGCCUCAACAUCCAGUCUGGCCUAGAAGAUGGAGAUGAAUACGAUGGGGCCUGGUGUGCCAAGUAUGAAGACAAGAAACAGUGGCUAGAGGUGGAUGCCCUCCGGCCCACUCUCUUCACGGGGGUCAUCCUUCAAGGACGCAACUCCAUCUGGAGCUGGGAUUGGGUUCACACCUACAAGGUGCAGCUGAGUAAUGACUCCAUGGUUUGGAAGCCCAGCAUGAACGGGAGCAAGGAGGCUGUGUUUGAGGGGAACCAGGACGUGGAGACCCCUGUGCUGGCCCUGCUCCCAGAGCCCAUGGUAGCCCGCUAUCUCCGCAUCAACCCGCAGACCUGGUUCGAGAAUGGAACCAUAUGUCUGAGAGCUGAGGUUUUGGGCUGCCCCAUACCCGAUCCCAACAAUUUUUAUCCUCUGGAAGCUGAACAAGGAUCCAGGGAAAAGCUGGAUUUCAGACAUCACAACUACAAGGAGAUGAGGAAGCUCAUGAAGGCGGUGAACGAGGAAUGCCCUGACAUCACACGCAUCUACAGCAUCGGCAAGAGCUACCAGGGCCUCAAGCUGUACGUCAUGGAGAUCUCCGACAACCCGGGCAUGCACGAGCUGGGCGAGCCGGAGUUCCGCUAUGUGGCCGGUAUGCACGGCAAUGAAGUUCUGGGCCGAGAGCUGCUCCUCAACCUCAUGCAGUACAUGUGCCAUGAGUACAAGCAGGGCAACCAGCGCGUCGUUCGACUGAUCAAGGAGACCCGCAUCCACCUGCUGCCAUCCAUGAACCCUGACGGCUACGAGAUGGCCUACAAGAAGGGUUCGGAGUUGGCCAGCUGGGCCUUGGGUCGCUACAGCUACGAGGGGAUCGACAUGAACCACAACUUCGCCGACCUCAACUCGGUCAUGUGGGACGCCCAGGAGUUAGAGCCCGACAAGUCCAAACUGAUCAACCACUACUUCCCCCUUCCAGAAAACUACACAUCGGAGCACGCCUUCGUCGCCUCGGAAACGCGCGCGGUGAUAAACUGGAUGCAGACCAUCCCGUUUGUGCUGAGCGCCAACCUGCAUGGCGGAGAGCUGGUGGUCACCUACCCAUUCGACAUGACCCGGGACUGGGCCCCCUACGAGCACACUCCCACCCCCGACGACAGCUUCUUCCGCUGGCUGGCCACGGUCUACGCCAGCACCAACCAGGCCAUGUCCAACCCUGACCGACGGACCUGCCACUACAAGGACUUCCUGCAAAACAACAACAUCAUCAACGGCGCCAGCUGGCAUACCGUCCCCGGCAGCAUGAAUGACUUUAGCUACCUUCAUACCAACUGCUUUGAAGUCACCGUGGAACUGUCCUGUGACAAGUUCCCCCACGCCAGCGAGCUGCCCACUGAAUGGGAGAACAACAAGGAGUCACUGCUGGUCUACAUGGAGCAGGUCCAUAGAGGAAUCAAGGGAGUUAUCCGAGACAAGGACACAGAGGCGGGCAUCGCAGAUUCCAUUAUCAAGGUGGAAGACAUUGAUCACCACAUCAGAUCAGCCUUCGAUGGCGACUACUGGCGGCUCCUGAACCCUGGUGAAUACGAGGUGACGGUGAGCGCCGAGGGCUACUUCUCGAGCAGGCGACUGUGCCGCGUGGAGUACGAACACUACCCCACCAUCUGCGACUUCCACCUCACCAAAACGCCCAAACAGAGGCUGCGGGAGAUCCUCGCCAGGGGCGGCAAGAUCCCCAAAGACCUGCAGCUGCGUCUGCGUCAGCUGCGGCUGCGCAAGCUGCGUGCAAGCACCAAGGCCAUUAACCGGCGUAGGGCCCGGGAACACAGGGCCAGGCAACGCAGGGCCCACUAAUGCAUCUCUGGGGGGACACACACAUUAUUGCUGUAAAUAGGGCUUUCAGCCAGCAUACUACUGAUUGUAUAAGUGUCAUGUAAAUAGAUCCAAACCCCACAAUUUAACAAGUGCAAUAGGAAGAUGAUAGAUGGAUGUUAUUACUUGGGGAGAAAUGAGAGGGGUUUUAACAUCAAAGCCACAGGAAUCAGCAGAAAUGACAAGGAAUGCAUGGAAAAAUAGGGUUUUGUUUAUUAUUUGAAAUGCCUUAGAAUCUUCCAACCAGAUCCUCAGAGAGAAAAAGUUAUCAGUCACAAAGAAUCCCAUUGAUGGCAGGUGACUCCCAUUUUUGGAAAUAUGAAUCCAUCCAUUUUCCAAAGCGCUUAUCCUACUGGGUCGUGGGGGGUCCGGAGCCUAUCCCGGAAGCAAUGGGCACGAGGCAGGAAACAACCCAGGAUGGGGGGCCAGCCCAUCACAGGGCACACUCACGCAUCAGUCACUCACACAUGCACACCUACGGACAAUUUAGCAACUCCAAUUAGCCUCAGCAUGUUUUUGGACUGCGGGGGGAAACCGGAGUACCCAGAGGAAACCCCACGAGAACAUGGGGAGAACAUGCAAACUCCACACACAUGUGACCCAGGUGGAGACUCGAACCCGGGUCCCAGAGGUGUGAGGCAACAGUGCUAACCACUGCACCACCAUGCCUGAAUCCAUCCAUAUAUAUGAAAUAACUUUGAAAUAUCAUGCAAUAUUUUUCUAUUAAAUUGGUUUAGAUUAAAUUAAUGGAAAAUGCGAUUUAUUUUUAAGGGGAUACCUCUUUUUGAUGUUUCCUUUUUGAAUAGAGUGUGCAGUUGCAUUCGAGUGGCUCUCACAGGUCAUUUUUAGUGGGACUUCAGGACAUUACAGUUUAGAAGCUUAGAGAUUAAAUUCUUACAGUCUGGAACUCGUAAGUGUUGCAAUAUGAAAUUAUAUGAACAUAUGUGUUGUAAAGUUUCAACAAUUCAUAUGUAUUUUUUUCUGCACCAAAUGGAAAUAAAUGCUGGCAUUAACUGGUCCUUGCAAGUCAAGAGACUUUUAUAUACAAGAUAGCAAAUAAAGCUUUGCUUACAACACA